AUGGAGGAAGCUUGGGAAGAAAAAAUUAGCCACCUCAAAAAGAUUCAUUUAAAUUUACAUAGAAGAGAUGAUAAUAAUGAAAGGAUUUCUACUGUCGAUCUCACUGUCUCACCAAAAGCUAUUGUACAUCAACCAGAUAGAUCAUAUGUUCCAAGAGGCAGAGCCAAUCCAGUUCAACCUCCAUUGUUAGCAGCUGAUCAAGACAAUGCACCAUUUCCUACUAUGGUUGUAGAGAUUGGUGUUACUCAGUCUCUCCAGUCACUCCAUGAUAAAGCCAUAGAUUAUCUUUGUGCAACCACUGAUAUUCAAAUUGUUUUAUGUAUUUCACUUUGGCCAAGAAGAAGAAGAGGAAUUAUAAAUACCAAUCUCUUUCAAAUGGUUGCACUCCUUUAUAAUAGAGUGUAUUCUGUCAAUCACCCUCAAACCGUUAUUUCCUUUGGGACAGCUCCUCUUCAUCCUUUAUCUAUUGAAUCUAUUCAAAGAUGGGGAUCACCAAACCAAGUCCAAGGACAUAUCAAAGUAGACACAGUACCAGUACAAACAAAUGAUAUCUACACCAUUAAAAUCCCAUCAGAAUCUUUAUUCAAUGGAGUACCAGGUGGAGUACCAACAGGAGUUCCAGCAAACAUUCCAUUAAAUCUUUUAGACCUGAGAGACCAAUUGACCGAUAUUCAAUUUUAA
Molecule: messenger RNA, 681 nt
Organism: Cavenderia fasciculata
Lineage: Eukaryota; Evosea; Eumycetozoa; Acytosteliales; Cavenderiaceae
Exons: 2
Coding region: 1-681 (226 amino acids)
Source: RefSeq, a predicted model, not a curated record